AUGAAAUCUCUGCCUCCGGUUGCGCUGGGUUGCAUCAGCCUGACGCUGUGUCUGCUGCACCUGCCGGGCGCCCUGCCCCUGCCCGUGGGGCGCACCCUGCUGCUGCCUAAACACAGGGAGCCCCCGGACAGGAGAGCCGCCACGCCGCUGGGGAAUCGGCCCCUGACGAGGAGGACGGUGGAGCUGCUCUGGGUUGGCACUGCGAGAGCUCAGCUGGACUGGGAGCAACCUGGGGGGACCCCAGCCACCCUGCCGCAGCCCCUGGGCGGCCCCAAAGGCAGAGCGCAACGCUCACUGACUGGCCCCUGGCGUGCCAAGCGCCACGCGGCCCCGCGCCGCCACCACGCCCACCUGAUGCGCGUGGGCUGCGUCCUGGGCACCUGCCAGGUACAGAACCUUGGGCACCGCCUCUGGCAGCUGAUGGGCCAGUCGGGCCGCCAGGACUCGUCACCCAUGAACCCCAAUAGCCCCCACAGCUAUGGCUGA
Emys orbicularis (European pond turtle) is the source of this 486-nucleotide messenger RNA. It is a transcript of the gene ADM2, whose product is annotated as adrenomedullin 2. Lineage: Eukaryota; Metazoa; Chordata; Testudines; Emydidae. Gene Ontology annotation, molecular function: hormone activity. Gene Ontology annotation, cellular component: extracellular region. The coding region runs from base 1 to 486 and encodes 161 amino acids. The record is from RefSeq and is a predicted model, not a curated record. Gene Ontology annotation, biological process: regulation of systemic arterial blood pressure; positive regulation of heart rate; adenylate cyclase-activating G protein-coupled receptor signaling pathway. The transcript has 2 exons.